Messenger RNA from Nerophis lumbriciformis (worm pipefish), 1326 nucleotides. NCBI's taxonomy places the organism in Eukaryota, Metazoa, Chordata, Actinopteri, Syngnathiformes, Syngnathidae. The record is from RefSeq and is a predicted model, not a curated record.
AUGAGCGAACUCUUCACGCCCGAAGACCCGAAACCACCUAGCGAGUUACCGAAUCAACCACUGGCCGCUCGCAUCCGCCCCCGUACUCUCGACGAAAUCGCGGGGCAACAACACAUCCUUGCUCAAGGAAAACUCCUGCGCCGUGCCAUCGAAGCCGACCGCUUCACCUCCCUCAUUUUUUAUGGCCCCCCAGGCACGGGCAAAACAACCCUCGCCACCGUCAUUGCACAAUCUACGGGUUCACGCUUUGAGUCCCUCAAUGGCGUCGAAUCAAACGUCGCUGAAAUCCGCACAAAAAUCGAACAAGCCCGCACCUACCAGACACUCCGCGAGCAAACCACCAUCCUCUUCAUCGACGAAAUCCACCGCUUCAACAAAGCCCAACAAGACGUCCUCCUCCCCCACAUCGAACGCGGCACCGUGCGCUUCAUCGGUGCCACCCACCCACAACCCCUAUUUACGUUAACUCCCCCCCUCGUCUCCCGCUCUCAGAUCUUCGAGCUCGAACCCAUCUCCACCAACGACAUCCUCACCCUCCUUCACCGCGCCCUCACCGAAAAAGAAAGAGGCUUUGGCAAAAUGAAUAUUAAGGCCGACGAAGACGCCCUCCUCCACCUCGCCGAAAAAGCAGAUGGCGAUGCCCGUAAAGCACUCACCGCCCUAGAGCUCGCCAUCCUCACCAGCGAUGACACCGAAAGCGCCAUCCACCUCACCCUCGCCAUCGCAGAAGAAUCCAUCCAGAAAAAAGCCGUCCUAUACGAUUCCGAUGGAGACCAGCACUACGACACCAUCUCCGCCUUCAUCAAAUCCAUCCGCGGCUCCGACCCCGACGCUGCCCUCUACUGGCUGGCCAAAAUGAUCACCGCAGGAGAAGAUCCCCGCUUCAUUGCCAGGCGCCUCGUCAUUUCCGCUUCUGAAGACAUUGGCCUCGCUGAUUCCUCUGCCAUCCAAGUCGCUAUCGCCGCACAGCAAGCCCUAGAAUUUGUCGGCAUGCCGGAAGGUCGCAUUUCUCUCGCCCACGCCACCGUCCACCUCGCUACCGCCCCAAAAUCCAACUCCUCCUAUGCCGCCCUAGGCGAAGCCAUGCAAGACGUGGCCCAAGGCAAAACCCUUCCCGUUCCAAUGCACCUCCGCACCAAGUUUCGUAAAAAAUUGGCUACCGAAUCCGGAGCCGACACCGCCGCCAUGCAAUAUCUUUACUCCCACGACUACGAAGGCAACUUCACCCCCCCAAGCCUAUCUCCCCGAAGGCCGCACCUACUAUCACCCCACCGAAAACGGCCUAGAAAAAAGAAUCAAAGAACGUAUCGAGCAUUGGAAAAAUAA